AUGAAAAUUGAAAAAUCUGUGCCAUGUGAAAAUAAGAAAUAUACUGCUGAGAGUUUGAAAGAUCUAAUAUCAGGUAAUAAAAAUAAUUUAAUUCAGUCUCAGCUGAUUAUAAGAACACCACCUUUUCCAUUUGUUCACAUUCCAUUGCUUCCUGAUGUAGCUGAAAUAAAGGAGAUUAGUAUGUUAGAUGACUUUUAUGCUGAGAGUUUGGAUCAGUUGUCGAGUGAACAUAUAGGAUGCUAUUGUGAUGUUGAUGAAAGUGAAUUGGCUUCUGACGAUGCAAUAAUAGAAGAUUUGCUGGAUUAUGAUGAUAAAUUUACAAACCUGUUAAACAAAAAUGAUGAUGUUACAGGUUCAGUACUGGAGUGUGUUGAGAAUAUUGUGACUACUAAACAGUCUAGCAUGUACUCAUCCAAAAGUACAUUUUCAUCUACUGAUAAUAAUGUUGAAGAUUUAGAAAACAUGCAAAAGUUUGAAAAAGAAUUGGCACUGAAGUUUAUUGCAAAAUUACAUUCGAAGAAAAAGAAACAAAUCCACGAUUCUCUUAUAUGUCAGAUAUGCAAAGAUAAACAUUUCACUGCUCAAGCAACACUGAUCCAUCACUACCGUAGCCAUGCUGGAAUUAAGCCGUAUGUUUGUAAAAUAUGUGAAUCAACUUUUACUCGCCAGCACAGUUUAAACUACCAUAUGCUUAUUCAUCAAAAUUUGAGUCGAUUUACUUGUGAAUUUUGCGAGCGUACAUUCAGACAUCCUAGUCACUACAAAGAACACCUGAGGCGCCACACUGGAGAAACACCAUACCAUUGCACAGAUUGCAAUUUACAUUUUAAAACUAGGAAUACAUUUAAAAGGCAUCUUAAAACUCGGCAUGGUAAACUCCUGACUGCUCAUGGUGUCGAAGAUCUGACAGCUGAAGAAUUUUCAAAAUUCCGUACUAAUCCCAGGAAUAAGAAGCAUUAA
Stegodyphus dumicola is the source of this 960-nucleotide messenger RNA. RefSeq names its product zinc finger protein 69 homolog. NCBI's taxonomy places the organism in Eukaryota, Metazoa, Arthropoda, Arachnida, Araneae, Eresidae. The record is from RefSeq and is a predicted model, not a curated record.